AUUACCGGAAGUGGGUGGCGACACGUAGUGUAAAGUCAACAGAAGCCAUCGCGAGUCAGCCACUACAUUUCCUUUUUAUUCCGCCUGCAAAAUGGAGGAGGAAAACCAGCAAGAGUUGGCAAAGAAGAAGCGUACUUUCCGCAAGUACACUUACAGAGGGGUUGAUUUGGAUCAACUCCUUGACAUGACUAGCAACCAGCUGAUGGAGCUGAUGCACUGCCGAGCCCGCAGGCGAUACGCCCGGGGCCUCAAGCGUAAGCCACUGGCGCUUAUCAAGAAACUGCGGCGGGCAAAGAAAGAAUGUGGACCCCUGGAAAAGCCGGAAGUUGUAAAGACCCACCUGCGCGACAUGUUGGUCGUACCCGAAAUGGUUGGCUCCAUUGUCGGAGUGUACAACGGAAAAGCAUUCAACCAGGUUGAAAUCAAGCCCGAGAUGAUCGGCCAUUACCUGGGUGAGUUCAGCAUCACGUACAAGCCUGUCAAGCACGGACGACCCGGUAUUGGUGCCACUCACUCAUCUCGGUUUAUUCCUCUCAAGUAAAAUAAAGGUCCCGUUUUCCAUUGGA
This is a messenger RNA of Ornithodoros turicata, 566 nucleotides long. It is a transcript of the gene RpS15, whose product is annotated as small ribosomal subunit protein uS19-like. Gene Ontology annotation, molecular function: RNA binding; structural constituent of ribosome. Gene Ontology annotation, cellular component: ribosome; cytosolic small ribosomal subunit. Gene Ontology annotation, biological process: ribosomal small subunit assembly; translation. NCBI's taxonomy places the organism in Eukaryota, Metazoa, Arthropoda, Arachnida, Ixodida, Argasidae. The coding region runs from base 92 to 541 and encodes 149 amino acids. The record is from RefSeq and is a predicted model, not a curated record. The transcript has 4 exons.